AUGACCAGAGUUCCGCGAGGAUAUAUAGCUCGAAGACGACGAACAAAAAUGCGUUCAUUUGCCUCAAACUUUAGAGGGGCUCAUUUAAGACUUAAUCGAAUGAUUACUCAACAAGUAAGAAGAGCUUUUGUUUCUUCUCAUCGAGAUAGAGGCAGGCAAAAGAGGGAUUUUCGUCGUUUGUGGAUCACUCGGAUAAACGCAGCAACACGGGUAUAUAACGUAUUCGAUAGUUAUAGUAAAUUAAUACACAAUCUGUACAAGAAGGAAUUGAUUCUUAAUCGUAAAAUGCUUGCACAAGUAGCUGUAUCAAAUCCAAAUAAUCUUUACACGAUUUCCAAUAAAAUAAAGACCAUCAAUUAA
This is a messenger RNA of Setaria italica (foxtail millet), 360 nucleotides long. The record is from the annotation of a RefSeq genome assembly. Lineage: Eukaryota; Viridiplantae; Streptophyta; Magnoliopsida; Poales; Poaceae.